CUCCCACUGGAUGUUACUAACAGCAGUGUUAGCUAGUGCUGCAGAGCUACAGAAGGGUGUGGAGCAGCAGCCUAACACCGCUGAGUGAGCCGACUGUAAAAGUAAAAGUGAGAACGAGAAAAUGGAGACGAAGACAAUAACAGUUUGGAUACUUGGUUUGUUCCAGCUGAUUUUAAGCAGUGUUUUAGAGACUUCUAACAGUUUUGUGGAGAGUUUGGAAUCAACACAGAGUUAUGACUACUCCAAAUAUCACUCCAUGGAUGAGAUAUACAGGUGGAUGCAAGAUGUGGAGCGAGGGAACCCAGAGCUGGUCUCCUCUGCUGUCUACGGACACACUUAUGAAGGGAGAAACAUCACACUGCUGAAGUUGGGACUAGAAGACCCAGAGGGCAGAGAGAAGAAGGUUAUAUGGGUGGACUGUGGUAUCCAUGCUCGGGAGUGGAUCGCUCCUGCCUUCUGCCAGUGGUUUGUCAAAGAGAUUGUGAACUCCUACAAAACCAAUAAGAAGCUGGAGCAGAUGCUGCAGAACCUUGACGUCUAUGUUACUCCUGUGAUCAAUGUGGACGGAUACAUAUUCACCUGGGCCAAUGACAGCACUCGACUGUGGAGAAAGUCUCGUUCAACCCCUCCUGCAGGGAGUAGCUGUUAUGGUGUUGAUCUCAACAGAAAUUUUAAUGCCAACUGGGGAAUGGUUGGUGUGUCAUUUGACAGUUGUGCUAACAACUACGGUGGGAAAUCACCAGGGUCAGAGCCAGAGGCUAAGGCUGUGAUGGACUUUGUUGGUAGGAUGGUUAACCAGACACUGUGUUUCCUCACCAUCCACUCUGCUGGCCAACUCAUACUCAUGCCAUAUGGCCACCCUGAGAUCUCUGCACCCAACUAUGAUGAACUGGUUUCAGUCGGCGAGGCAGCAGCAGUAAAAAUGAAGAAAGUCCAUGGAAUGGGUUACACUGUAGGAACAUCUCCACAGAUCCUCUAUCCAAACACAGGCUCUAGCCGUGACUGGGCUCGUCUCAUUGGCAUCCCAUUUUCUUACACCUUUGAGCUGAGAGACAAAGGUGAGUUCAGCCACUUGCUUCCAGAGGAGCAGAUCCAGCCGGCCUGCGAGGAGGCCUACGCAGGAGCUCUCUCCAUCAUCACGUAUGUUCAUGAGAAGACCUUCAACAGCAGUACCCUUCCCAACGCUUCUGUUUUUAGGGUCGCUAUGAUGAUUUGGAGCACUGUCAUGGCUGUGUCUCUCACCACAGGGGUCAUGAUGUAAGAUAGUGAAAACAUCAAGCAUACAAGGUUGAACCACACAUAGAUACAAGGAGACACUUACUACUGACAUACUAAUGGUGUAAAUCCCCUUAAAAAAGGCCAGCAAUGAUGCAUUUUAGCAAAGUAGAGUGGACAGACUUAAAAACAGCUUCAUUAGAGCAACAUGAUGUGGUUUUGUUCCUGCAUUCUGCAGCAGGGGGCAGUGUCACCCCAUCUUCCACGCAGGCUUCACAAGGCCAGACAUAUUUUAUAACUUCAUUCUUUCUUUAGCUACGUCAUGUGGUCUAGGCAAGCUUUUCAUGCAUUAUAGUUAUCUAUGAGCUUUGUCGUCACAUCUGAUUCUCUUCAAUUCCAUCACAAAGUCAGAAAAACACACAUUUUGUUUGUCUGA
Molecule: messenger RNA, 1651 nt
Organism: Etheostoma cragini (Arkansas darter)
Lineage: Eukaryota; Metazoa; Chordata; Actinopteri; Perciformes; Percidae
Product: carboxypeptidase O-like
Exons: 11
Coding region: 122-1261 (379 amino acids)
Biological process (GO): proteolysis
Molecular function (GO): metallocarboxypeptidase activity; zinc ion binding
Source: RefSeq, a predicted model, not a curated record